ACUUGGCUAGCCGCCGAGCUAGCGCGGUGCUAGCAGUUGCUCGGCACACAAAGGACGACUUGGCCGCGGAGUUGGCAGCGCGUUGCUGGAUGAAGACGGAGGAGCCCAGCGCACAGCGUGAUCAUGGUGCUGACUGGCAAGCGUUCCGAAAAAGGUCCCGCCCGCUGGAAGAGGAGAGUCAAGUCUGAGUACAUGAGGCUGCGUCAGCUCAAGCGUUUCAGGCGGGCAGACGAGGUCAAGAGCAUGUUCAACAACAACCGCCAGAAGAUCCUGGAACGCACCGACAUCUUGAAUCAGGAGUGGAAAACACGGCGCAUCCAGCCCGUCCACAUCAUGACGUCUGUCGGCUCGCUCAGGGGCACGCGAGAGUGCACAGUGGACAGCGGCUUUUCCGAGUUCCCCCGCCAGGUCAUCCCCUUGAAGACCCUCAACGCUGUGGCCUCCAUCCCCGUCAUGUACUCGUGGUCGCCGCUGCAGCAGAACUUCAUGGUGGAAGAUGAGACGGUCCUCUAUAACAUUCCCUACAUGGGAGACGAGAUCCUUGACCAGGAUGGCACGUUCAUUGAGGAACUCAUCAAGAACUACGACGGAAAAGUUCAUGGAGACAGAGAGUGCGGCUUCAUCAACGACGAGAUCUUCGUGGAGUUGGUCAGCUCGCUGGCACAGUACAGCGACAACGAGGAAGACGAGGAGGAAGAGCACGACUUCAAGGUGGAGAAGAUGGACGCCGUGUGCGACGGGCGGGAGCAGCCGGAGGACGCGGCGUACGUCAACGAAGGCCGAGCCAGCGACGACUGCAGCAAGAAGUUUCCGUCGGACAAGAUCUUUGAAGCCAUCUCGGCCAUGUUCCCUGACAAAGGUUCCACCGAAGAGCUGAAAGAGAAGUACAAGGAGUUAACCCAGCAGCAGCUUCCUGGUGCGUUGCCCCCCGAAUGCACGCCCAACAUCGAUGGUCCCAACGCUCGCUCGGUGCAGCGCGAGCAGAGCCUGCACUCGUUCCACACGCUCUUCUGCAGGCGCUGUUUCAAAUACGAUUGCUUCCUCCACCCGUUCCACGCCACGCCCAACACGUACAAACGCAAGAACCUGGAGAACCUGGAGGACAGCAAGCCCUGCGGCGUGGACUGUUACAUGUACCUGCUGCAGGACGCUGUGGUAAGCGAGUGCGCUGGAGGUGUGGGCGCAGCGGAGCGUGCCAAGACGCCCUCCAAGCGCACGACGGGGCGUCGCCGCGGACGUCUGCCCAACAGCCGACCCGGAACGCCCACCGCCGUCUCCUCGGAGACCAAAGACACGGACAGUGAACGUGAGGGCAGCAAAGAUGACGACAGAGAUAACGACGAUGACAAGAAGGACGACAACAGCGGAAGCAGCUCAGAGGGCAACUCCCGCUGUCAGACCCCCGUCAAACUCAAAAUGAAGCUUCCGGCCGAGGCGCUGGAGUGGAGCGGCGCAGACGCGUCUCUCUUCCGUGUUCUCAUCGGGACGUACUACGACAACUACUGCGCCAUUGCCAGACUCAUCGGAACCAAGACAUGCCGGCAGGUGUACGAGUUCCGGGUGAAAGAGUCGAGCAUCAUUUCGCGCGCUCCUGCCGAAGACGAGGACACGCCCCCCAGGAAGAAGAAGAGGAAACACCGACUUUGGGCCACGCACUGCAGGAAGAUCCAGCUCAAGAAAGAUGGUUCCUCCAAUCAUGUGUACAACUACCAGCCGUGCGACCACCCCAGACAGCCCUGCGACUCGUCUUGCCCGUGCGUCACCGCCCAGAACUUCUGCGAGAAAUUCUGCCAGUGCAGCUCGGAGUGCCAGAACCGAUUCCCGGGCUGCCGCUGCAAAGCUCAGUGUAACACCAAGCAGUGUCCAUGCUACCUGGCCGUCAGAGAGUGCGACCCCGACCUUUGCCUCACCUGCGGCGCCGCCGACCACUGGGACAGCAAGAACGUCUCCUGCAAGAACUGCUCCAUACAGAGGGGCGCCAAGAAGCACCUCCUGCUGGCGCCCUCCGACGUGGCGGGUUGGGGCAUCUUCAUCAAAGAGCCGGUCCAGAAGAACGAGUUCAUCUCGGAAUACUGUGGCGAGAUCAUCUCCCAAGAUGAAGCGGACCGCCGGGGCAAAGUGUACGACAAAUACAUGUGCAGCUUCCUCUUCAACCUCAACAACGACUUUGUCGUCGAUGCCACCCGCAAAGGCAACAAGAUCCGAUUCGCCAACCACUCCGUCAACCCAAACUGCUACGCCAAAGUGAUGAUGGUGAACGGCGACCACAGGAUCGGCAUUUUCGCCAAGCGCGCCAUUCAGACGGGCGAGGAGCUCUUCUUCGACUACAGGUACAGUCAAGCGGACGCUCUCAAGUAUGUCGGCAUCGAGCGCGAAAUGGAGAUUGCCUGACCACGUUCACGGUGAGCCUGACAUGCACACGGAUGCGACACCAUCUACUACCUUCUUCAGCACAACCGUCGGCUUGCAAAACAACAAAACAAAAACAAAAAAACAGUUCCGGAGGAUUUGAAGCAUCUUUUUGUUCUGUUGAAGAUGAAAAUCGGACAUGUUGAUUGUGUUUUUGCAAUUUUCAAGUUCUAUGGCACCAGGAGAAAGAAACAGUGUGUUGUCACUCGAACCUUCAGGGACCCAAGUUGGCAGCGGCAGGCUUGUGUCUGUGCGCAAGUCACUUGAAGCGCAUCAUGAUGUCGCCAACACCUCAGCAACCUUUUGCCUUUUGGACAUUGUUGCCUCUUUGGCUACAAAGCAAUUUCUUGACGGUGACAUCGACCGGUCCCAUUUCUUGUCGCACACGCCGAACGAGCGACAAGAAACUUGCAAACUUUUUUGGAGGAGUUUCACCCAGCCACCCCCUGAUAAAACCAAAUGACAUGAAAAGGUUUCAGCAUUUAGUCCAUAUCCUUGAUCAGAAGGCAACUACCUUGUUCCAUAUGCCUACUAGUAUUACAGUGCAGAAGUUUAUCAAUAAGGGCUACCAGUAGUUCCGAAGUGGGGGUAUUAACACACCGUGGUUUUACUUGUCUUAAUUGUAAGGACAAAGCACACGGGCAGGAACGAGUAGCUGCAUGCACAAUCGAGCACACAAAUAGAAAAUGGAAUAAAUGCUGUGUUAGGCAAGUCAGAAGAUUUGUUGUUUUGUACCAGAGUGCUCCAAAUAAGUCACUGCCACAGAAUCCAAACUUAAUUUGAUGCGAUUUGUUUUUUUUGGUGGCAGCGGAAGGGGUGGGGGGAUGAUUGUACGUGAAUGUUGGCGCUAGUGCCACAUCACUCUGGCCUGCUGCCUGAUCCAUUUCCUGCUGUAAUAACAAAACUAAACAAAGUCCAUCUUCAGCUGUGGAUGUGAGCACAGCUCCACUUGCAGCUUUUUCUUGUGUCGUUUUGUUUUUUGGGGGGACAAACAAAUGUAUGUGUGUGACAUCAGAGUCCGCUGGUCCUGUUUACAAAUAAAAGGUGCUGCUCGUUGGUGUUUGCGGUCAACUGGGAGAGACAAUCAGCAGGAAGCACUCAAGCUUCAUUUUCGGAUUUUUUUUUCUUCUCAUUGUCAUUUUCUCACACAAUGUGGGAGAAAAAAAAUGGUGCUGACUGUUUACAUGGAUUUUGUUUUUCGAUCUGCACAAUAAACUCUCAAAAUGA
This is a messenger RNA of Hippocampus comes (tiger tail seahorse), 3636 nucleotides long. RefSeq names its product enhancer of zeste 2 polycomb repressive complex 2 subunit (gene ezh2). The coding region runs from base 124 to 2391 and encodes 755 amino acids. Gene Ontology annotation, cellular component: nucleus; ESC/E(Z) complex. Gene Ontology annotation, biological process: heterochromatin formation. Gene Ontology annotation, molecular function: chromatin binding; histone H3K27 methyltransferase activity; protein binding. The record is from RefSeq and is a predicted model, not a curated record. The transcript has 19 exons. Lineage: Eukaryota; Metazoa; Chordata; Actinopteri; Syngnathiformes; Syngnathidae.